Molecule: messenger RNA, 1482 nt
Organism: Letharia columbiana
Lineage: Eukaryota; Fungi; Ascomycota; Lecanoromycetes; Lecanorales; Parmeliaceae
Exons: 1
Coding region: 1-1482 (493 amino acids)
Source: RefSeq, a predicted model, not a curated record
AUGCCGAGACUUGUCUCUGAUUUCGUCCGCCACGUGGUCGCGAAGUGGAAGAAUCUAAUGGGUGGUUCUGUUAGUACGACAUGGGAGACAGAGAUAGAGCAGGAGGCUCGAACUGGCUGGGACAACGACACUAAUUCUGACUGGGAGGCAUCGACUGAGCAGGAGAUGGGCACAGGCUGGGACAGCCAUGCUGCACCUCUACCUGACGAAGAUGAGGUCUCUAGAGAAACCAACAGGCGCGACUCGGGCUACGCCUCGGUUGGAGAUACACCCUCGAAACCAUUGGGAGAGGACCACUUUACCACAACCUCCCCGAGUGAAACCAAGUACUCGCAACUCCCAUUCAAGACGAAACACUACCUCCUGACCUACAUCCAGACAAUCCUGGAAGACACCUGCCUCAGAUAUGCGCGGGAGAACCUUAGCGAAUUCCUCGGGGAUCCAGAAUGGAAGAAAAAAAGACUUCUAUUCCCAUCCAAGGAGUACGCAGACGACAGGCUGGCUCGCAGAGACUGGCUCGCCGAGGACGAAAUCGAGCUGGAAUCCUGGAUGCAGAUGUUCGCACGCUGCGUCCGCAUGCCGAAGAGCAAGCGCAUCUUCGAAUCCGUCAUGGACCUGCGGAACGCGGCCGUCCACCGCGGCGAUCGCGAAGAGCUCGGCUUCACCGAACUGUCUUACGCCAUGGCAUUCCCAGCACUGCUUGGUGACAAGAAGGCAGAGUCGGACAUCACCAACGCCUUCAGAUUCGUCAUGGAUGAUCCGACGCUGGACCAAGCCACCAAAGCGGCCGUCGAAGAGGCGAUGUUCACCCCGCGGCCAUGCACGACGCACUACCGGGUCCUAUCCCGCAUCCAGACCCUCCUCGAACAAACCUGCUUCACCACCGCCACCCGCACCAUUCCGCACGUCCUGUCCGCAAACGGCUGGGCCAUCCCCGAGCAAGUCGAGCUCCAGAACUGGCAGGCCGUCUUCCAACGCGCCGCCGUCCAGCACGCCGAACCCGCGUCCGACGUCUUCCCCCCAGGCGUCCUGUACCCGCGCGCCCUCGGCGACCUCCUCUGGCGCGCCCGCUUCGGCAUCCGCAUCGUCGCCGCGCACCGCCUCCCGCUCUCGACGGACGGCCUCGUCAAGCAGGUCCACGUCGCGAUCGCCAUCUGCGUCUUGCAGGACGAUUGGCACCGGGCGCUCGAGAUCGAGGUGCUGGCGGAGAUGUUCGUCACGAAGCGGUCCCGGGCGCAGGUGCUGGAGAGGUUGGGGACGGUGUGGAGGAGUGGCGGAGUCGGAAAUCCGUAUGAGUGGAGGAGACGGGUGGAAAUUGCGGGGUUUUUGGAGAGGGAGGAGGGGAGGGUGAUUCGUGAGGGGGAGGCGUUGGUCGUGAGUGAUACGUUUGAUGUGGGGGUGUGGGAUUUGGAAGUCCCUUGGGCUGAGAUGAUGUGGAGUCCGAGUAUGCAUGAGUGUUUGAAGAGGGUGGAGGAGUUGUAG